CCCCCAAUCUGUUUUCCCAUUGGUUGUUUUUUCUUACAGAAAACUAAAAUCUGUAGAAUUAGUAAAGGUAGCUUGCCAUAAGUGCUAUUUCAAGCAGUCUCGAACUGUGUUGUCAAGUCCAUUUCCUGGAUCUCUUUCUCGAGUUAUUCUGUUUGACCCUGUCCUCCUCCUCGACGAUCCUCGUGCUUCACAAUGAGUUCGCAACAGCAACCGGCUCUGCAAGAAAAACAACCCCCUCAAUAUUUCAAAGGAAUUGUGAAAUUGGUAUUGUCUGGAGAUUCUGUGAUCAUUCGUGGACAGCCAAAAGGAGGACCACCACCUGAGAGGCAACUGAAUUUGUCUGGAAUUAAUGCUCCUAGAUCAGGAAGGAGAGCUGGAGGGAGUGCUGAAGAAACCAAGGAUGAACCAUUUGCUUGGGAAGCAAGAGAAUUUUUACGAAAGAAACUAGUUGGCAAGGAAGUUGUGUUCACUAUUGAAUACAAGGUUCCGUCAUCUGGUCGAGAGUAUGGUUUCCUUUAUCUUGGAAAAGAUGCUGCUUCUGGAGAAAAUGUCAUCGAGUCCUUGGUUACUGAAGGCUUGGUUACUGUUCGUCAAGAGGGAAUCAGAGGCUCCACAGAGUUAGCCCAUUUAGCUGAACUUGAAAGUGCUGCCAAAGCUGCAGGUAAAGGAAAAUGGGCUUCCACUGGCUUGCAAGAGCAUGUUCGAGAUAUUAAGUGGGUAGCCGAGAAUCCUAGGCAACUUGUUGACAAGUUCAAAGGGAAGCCAGUUCAAGCUGUUGUUGAACAUGUUCGAGAUGGAUCGACAAUUCGGGCCUUUUUACUUCCUGACUUCUAUCACAUCACAUUGAUGGUUUCUGGAAUUAGAUGUCCAGGAUUCAAGCUAGAUUCCGAAGGCAAACCAGACCCAGCCGCAACGGAACCCCUGGCUGAAGAAGCGAAAUUCUUUACCGAAACCAGACUUCUUCAGCGAGACGUUCAGAUCGUUCUCGAAUCAGUUAAUAACAACAACUUUGUUGGCAGCGUUAUCCAUCCGAAUGGAAACAUCGCCGAACUCUUAUUGCGUGAUGGGUUUGCCCGUUGCGUUGACUGGUCGAUUGCUUUAGUGACGGGAGGCGCAGAAAAGCUUCGUGCUGCUGAAAAAGCAGCUAAGGAGAAGAAGUUGCGUAUUUGGAAGGAUUACGUGUCUUCAGCCCCACAAUUGAGCGCUAAAGAAAAGCAGUUCAAUGGCAAAGUUGUUGAAAUCGUGAACGCUGAUGCCUUUAUGGUAAAACUACACGAUGGCUCGACUCGAAAGAUCUUUUUGGCAAGCAUUCGUCCGCCAAGGCUUGAAGAGAAAGGCGAAGAGAAGGGUGAGAAAAAGAAAGGAUUCCGACCUCUUUACGAUAUUCCUUGGUUGUAUGAAGCACGUGAAUUCCUUCGAAAGAAGCUGAUCGAUAAACGCGUAGACAUCACAGUCGAUUACGUACAACCCGCAAGCGCCAACUAUCCAGAAAAAACAUGCUGUACUGUCCUGAUUGGAGGAGCCAAUGUUGCCGAAGCACUAGUGUCCAAAGGAUAUGCCACGGUCAUUCGUUACAGGCAAGACGACGAUCAGCGAUCAUCUCGCUAUGACGAAUUGCUUGCUGCUGAAAUGAAGGCUUCUAAGACUUCGAAAGGAGUGCACGAUAAGAAAGAAGCUCCGACGCACCGCGUAGCUGAUUUAUCAGGGGAUCUUGCCAAAUCGAAGCAAUUUUUACCAUUCUUGCAAAGAGCUGGUCGUUCGGAAGCCGUUGUUGAAUUUGUUGCCUCUGGAUCUCGUCUUCGGCUGUACAUUCCACGUGAGACAUGCCUCAUCACUUUUCUUCUCGCUGGCAUCAGCUGUCCUCGAGGUACUCGUCCCAAUCUUAACGGUGCUCCUGGAGUCCAAGAUGGUGAACCUUUUGGAGAUGCAGCACUCGUCUUUACCAAGGAACAUUGCCUACAACGAGAAGUUGAAAUCGAGGUUGAAAGCAUGGAUAAAGGUGGAAAUUUCAUUGGAUGGCUCUGGUUAGAUAACCAAAAUUACUCUGUGAAGUUAGUCGAAGAAGGGCUUGCCAGUGUUCAUUUCACGGCUGAGCGUUCAGUGCAUUAUCGAGCAAUGCAGGUAGCCGAAGAGAACGCUAAAGCAAGGAAAUUGAAAAUUUGGGCGAAUUACGUUGAAAAAGAAGUGAAGGCCGUGCCUGAAGAGGAAUUCGCAGCUGAAAGAAAAACAAACUACCAAGCUGUUGUUAUAACGGAAGUAACUCCAGAACUGCGAUUCUAUGUUCAAAAAGUGGACCAAGGACAGGCAUUGGAACAAUUGAUGAAUCAACUUAGGCAAGAACUCAACACUAACCCUCCCCUUGCAGGCGCUUAUGUUCCCAAGAAAGGUGACAUUUGUGCUGCUAAAUUCUCUGAUGGAGAAUGGUACCGUGCUCGCGUAGAGAAAGUUGCUGGAAACCAGGUUCAUUUGCUCUACAUCGACUACGGAAACCGCGAAAUUACCACUGCGGUGAAGUGUGUGAGCAUUCCUGCUGUCUAUGCGGGACCAGCAGCCUUUGCUCAUGAGUACAGUCUGGCGUGUACCGCGCUCCCGAAAGACCCGGAGGACAUUCAAGAAGUUGUAACUGCUUUUGGCGAAGACACCAAUGGUCGGCAGUUGUUGUUGAACGUGGAAUACAAAGGAGCUAACGGGGACUGUGUCACUUUGCUUACCAACGAAACAGAUGCUUCUCAACGCAAAGACAUAGCUCGUGAGCUUAUCUCUGAUGGAUUACUGUGCGCCGAACCGCGACGUGAAAAGCGGCUCCUUAAAUUGGUGAACGAUUACAUUGCGGCUCAAGACGCUGCUAAGAAACGUCACUUGAACAUUUGGCGAUAUGGUGACAUCACUGAAGAUGAUGCCAACGAAUUUGGUUUGGGGAAACGCAAAAUCUAAAUCAGUGUGUUUCACAUUUCCCAACCUCAUUCCACUUGAUUGGCGAAGGGAAUAAUUGUUUGAAAUUUCUUGCUGAUUUUAUUCAGUAAAAAAAUAUCAAAUUUAUCUACUAUCAUUUUCUGCUAUUGUUUUGAUUUUUUUUCCUCAAAAAUGCAUUUAUUAUUAUUAUUUUUUUUCCUGGUCAAGCAUAUCACGCUCGGAAGGUUUUUUAUUACCUACCGUGACAUUUUGUAAGACAUGCUGGGGCAGCCCUCCCUACUUUGUUGGGAAUUAAAGGUUUGUUAUUACAGAUCAAACUUGUUAGUAGGGGUUGUGGUGCGUCAAUGAAAUAAACGCGAAAUUAAUUUCGUCUUAA
This is a messenger RNA of Daphnia pulicaria, 3289 nucleotides long. RefSeq names its product staphylococcal nuclease domain-containing protein 1-like. NCBI's taxonomy places the organism in Eukaryota, Metazoa, Arthropoda, Branchiopoda, Diplostraca, Daphniidae. The coding region runs from base 193 to 2934 and encodes 913 amino acids. Gene Ontology annotation, cellular component: nucleus; RISC complex; cytosol. The transcript has 17 exons. Gene Ontology annotation, biological process: regulatory ncRNA-mediated gene silencing; mRNA catabolic process. The record is from RefSeq and is a predicted model, not a curated record. Gene Ontology annotation, molecular function: nuclease activity; RNA binding.